Cynara cardunculus var. scolymus (artichoke) is the source of this 1371-nucleotide messenger RNA. RefSeq names its product putative RING-H2 finger protein ATL12. The coding region runs from base 62 to 1237 and encodes 391 amino acids. The transcript has a single exon. The record is from RefSeq and is a predicted model, not a curated record. Lineage: Eukaryota; Viridiplantae; Streptophyta; Magnoliopsida; Asterales; Asteraceae.
CUCACCAACACCAUUUGCAAAACUUGACAAACACCACACUCAAAAACUCCAAAUCCAUUGGAUGAAUCACAUAAAAUCGAUCAAAACCCCCUUUUUCAUCGUCGUCUUCUUCAUCUUGUUCGUUUUCGAUGCUUUUGCGCAACCAAAUUCAACCCAUUCUGCUCCCGAUAUCGUGCAUCCUGUGCAUUCCAGCGUUGUUAUCAUCAUCGGCAUCCUAUGCGCUGUGUUUUCUUUAACCUUUCUCAUACUCGCGUGUUUGAAAUUCUGCAACUCGGAUGAAACUACUCUCCAACCCGCUCACGGGAUUCUUAGCUCGAGAUCACGGUUUUCUGGAAUCGACAAGAAAACAAUCGAAUCUUUACCCUUUUUCCGAUUCUCAUCUCUUAAAGGAUCGAAAGAAGGGCUAGAAUGUGUCGUGUGCUUGUCGAAAUUCGAAGAUUCCGAGGUUUUAAGGUUGUUGCCUAGGUGUAGGCACGCAUUUCAUAUGAAUUGUAUCGAUAAAUGGCUCGAAAGUCACUCGAGUUGCCCUCUUUGUCGGUAUAAAUUCGAUGUGUCGGAUGUCACGAAUAUCGUUUGCACGAAUAGUUUGCGGUAUCCUCAAGACGACGGUUUGAAUAAUCUUGAAAUCUUCGUUAGAAGGGAGCACGACGGGUCUUCUAGAUCCUCGAGGUUUAGUAUCGGAAAUAGUUUUAGGAAAUUCAUGAAGAGUCCGAAAGAAGACGUCUUGAUUCAAUACGGCGAUCGAAGAUUAUUGGAUAAGUUCAAACAUAGGAUAAUUGUAUCCGAUAUUGUUGGCAAGAGCCGAUGGAGCGAUGUGAAUUCCUCCGACUUAAUGUUGUUGAACUCGAAGAUGCUUAACGAGGUGUCGAGCAAGCGUUUUUCGCCUUCGAGCAGUGGGAGAAUCGAAAUAGAUAUUGAACAGGUAACAAAGUUUAAGGAGGAUAUGGGAAGACGAAGGUUGUACGACUUGAAGGUCGGUAAAACCGCGGAUAGCGGCGAAACGUCGAUUUCGAAUUCGCAAUUUCCGAGGCUCACGAAAGACGAGGAGUCCGAAGGCAUGGAGAAAAGAUCGAUGUCAGAGAUUACAAACGUGUCGAGAUUUAGAGAAAGUAGAAGUUCAUAUUGGACGAGUAGUCAGAAAGACGAGCGGUUACAGAGCGUAUGGUUGCCGAUGGCGAAACGGACCAUUCAAUGGUUCACAAACCGGGAGCGAAAUUCCUUCGAAUCGAGAACUUGACGAUGCCCGAAGCUCGUAGCGGCCUGAUUGGGUUUUAUCGUUCGAUAUUUCAUUUUACGUGCUCAAUUUAUACCGUGUGAUUAGAAACACAAACGUGAUAAAUGUCUCUAAUUUGCUUCUUGUGAAAAAAAAAA